Molecule: messenger RNA, 2211 nt
Organism: Engraulis encrasicolus (European anchovy)
Lineage: Eukaryota; Metazoa; Chordata; Actinopteri; Clupeiformes; Engraulidae
Product: prostaglandin E2 receptor EP4 subtype-like
Exons: 2
Coding region: 327-1892 (521 amino acids)
Biological process (GO): inflammatory response; positive regulation of cytosolic calcium ion concentration; negative regulation of inflammatory response
Cellular component (GO): plasma membrane
Molecular function (GO): prostaglandin E receptor activity
Source: RefSeq, a predicted model, not a curated record
GGCUUCGCGCAGCCACGAGGGCGGAGUUCAGUGCAGGGGUUUUCUAGUGAAACUUAGAAGAGUGAGCCCAGUCAGAGUGUGCAAGGAGAAGUAAGCACAGCACUGAAUCAGGAAGAGUAGAACGAAAGAACACUGAUGCAAGAAGUUUUAACCUGCAUGUUUACUUCUUAUGGAAUGACAACACACUCCGACGCACCAAGAAGCAUUGAUUCCUGGACACACACGGAAUAUGAAACGGAUGAAGAAUUGUCCAGCAAAUAUGCUGUUUGAAACUAGUUUGAAUUCGCCAAGACACACAUGAGGUAUAUUUUCAGCACAAAAAGAAAAUGAAUGAGACAAAAAAUGAUUGCGAAAAUAACACUGUUGUACUCACCGGACCAAGGGUACCAGCCCUGCCGGUGCUCAUGUUCAUAUUCGGCGUGGUGGGGAAUGUCAUCGCCAUCGUGGUACUUCGCAAGUCGAGAAAGGAGAAGAAGGAGACGACCUUCUACACGCUGGUGUGUGGGCUCGCCAUCACCGACCUUUUGGGCACCUCCAUGGCGAGCCCGGUGACCAUCGCGACAUAUGUGAAGGGAGCGUGGCCCGGUGGGGAAGGGAGCGGGGACCCGCUGUGCCAGUACUCAGCUUUCAUCUUGCUCUUCUUCUCCCUGGCUGGACUGGGGAUUAUAUGUGCCAUGUCUAUAGAGAGGUACCUCGCAAUCAACCACGCGUACUUCUACAACCACUAUGUGGACCAACGACUUGCUGGGCUCACGCUGGUGGUCAUAUACCUGUCGAAUAUCCUGUUUUGCGCGCUGCCGAUCAUGGGACUCGGCCAAGUGAAACGCCAGUAUCCAAACACCUGGUGCUUCAUCGACUGGCAGACCAACGACUCCACGCACGCCGCGUUCUCCUACAUGUACGCCGGCUUCAGUUCGCUGCUCAUCCUGGCUACGGUGAUCUGUAACCUGAUGGUGUGUGGAGCGCUGAUCAUGAUGCACAAGCGCUUCAUGCGGAGGACUUCUCUGGGUACUGACCACGGGCGCAUUGCAGAGCUCCGGCGCAGGCGAAGUUUCGGGCGCCUGGCGGGCGCAGAAAUGCAGAUGGUAGUUCUGCUCAUCGCGACCUCCGUUGUCGUUCUCAUUUGUUCCAUUCCUUUGGUGGUGCGUGUGUUUGAUAACCAGCUGUACCGGCCGCCCACGGUGCACUGCAAGGACAAGAACCCCGACCUGCAGGCCAUCCGCAUCGCCUCCGUCAACCCCAUCCUGGACCCCUGGAUCUACAUCCUGCUCAGCAAGACCGUCCUGCUGAAGGUGGUGGAGAAGAUCAAGUGCCUGUUCUGCCGCAUCGGAGGCCGCGGCCGUGGUGGCGUCGGCGGCGGCUCGGGCAGGCACAGGCAUCAUCUCGGGCGCUCGGGCACGGACUUCCCCUGUACGUCCACCGGAGGACGCCACUCUUCGGUGGUGUCGCGGGACUCUCCGUCGCUGGUGUCGCGGGAGCUGCGCGACAUGGUCAGCACCUCGCAGACGUACCUGUGCCCGUCGGACGCUGGUGGUGGUGGUGGUGGUUGCGGCGGCGGGACGCUGGUGAGGUUGGUGCCGGGGGGCAUGGGCCUGAGCACCAGUCCCAUCCCGAGUCCGAGUCCGCCCAGUUCAUCGGAGCGGUUGCUGCUCCAGGACCAGAGGAGGUCCGUCAGACUCGGGGGCGGCGGACACGGCCCCCAUCUGGGCCAGGGGAGUUGCAGGACGCAGGGUGGCGGUGGUGGUGGUUGUUGUUGUGGUGGUGGGGGGGCAGUCAGAGCAGCGGACACCCACAGUGCUCUGUCUGAACAGGCUCCUUUUCGGCCCAAACAGCCCCCCCUGCAGGUCAUUUUCACGGACGAGACACAGAACCUGCAGGAGAGGAGCAUAUGAGACUCAUGGGGUAGGGUGUGUGUGUGUGUGUGUGUGUGUGUGUGUGUGUGUGUGUGUGUGUGUGUGUGUGUGUGUGUGUGUGUGUGUGUGUGAGUGUGAGUGUGAGUGUACACGUGUGCUUGUGUGUGCGUGAGUGUGGGGAGGGCAGGGUUCUAAAGAAUGUAAGGAGGUGGUGAGGUUUCAGAGGCACAUUGGUGUACCUUGAGAACAAGCAGAGACAUCUGCAAAAGUGUAAACUAUGAUAGAGAGACAGAUAUAUUUGGGGAGAGAGAGAUUGAGAGAGAGACUGGCAGAGACAGAGAGAGAGAUGGAGAGAGAG